CCCACUUAGUUCUAUAUAUUAUGGCCUUCUCCUCUGCGAUUCUCCAUCCUUCACUGUCUUCUUUCACCUCAUCAUGUGACAAAAACACCAUUAGGCGGCGGCGCCAUGGUGGUCUCAAACCAAUGGUUCAGUGCUGCAGCGGCCUGGGGGAAAACCAUGCUCAGAAGCUGAAAGAGGCAAAGCAUCUGUUCACGAAGAGGAGGCAAUUAUCAGUGGCAAAAGAUGAAGAAGUGUUGGUAAUGAUUGAUGCUCUCCAGCGACUCGGCAUCGACUAUCACUUCCAGGAGGACAUCGAAGCUGUUCUCAACGAUGAGCUCGGAGAUGCCGCCAAGAUGGCGGCCGAGGGCAGCGGCCGAGAAGAUGGUCAUCUCUUCCAGGUUUCCUUGAACUUUCGCUUGUUGAGGCAACAAGGUCAUCGUUGCCCUUCAGAUGUGUUUAACAAGUUGAAGAAUCGGGAAGGGAUGUUCCUGUCGAGAUUCGGACAUCAGAACGUGCAAUCACUGAUGCAACUCUACGAGGCUUCCCAGUGGCUCACACCCGCAGAACACAUAUUGCACGAAGCUCGGGAAUUCAGCGCCCGCCGGCUGCGUUCGUGGACAGCUGCCAACCCGUCGCAAUACGAUCCCCUGGGACAAUUAGCGACGAGAAAAGCCGUCGCUAAUACUCUGAAGCAUCCUUGCCACAGGAGCAUGCCAAGGCUGGCGAUUAAGGACUACUUGAGCAGCUUCAGGGGAACAUUAAUCACAAACAAGCGGCAGAGUUACUACUACGUGGAGACUCUCAAGGAUCUGGCAUUGUUGGAUUGCAAAAUCAAUCGGGCGAUACAUCACAAAGAACUUGGCCAGCUUUCGAGGUGGUGGGAUGAGGUUGGUUUGGCGGCGAAUGUUGGGAGAGACCGGCUGCUGGUUAAAGCUAGCGCAUGGCCUAUGGCGACGCUGUCAGGAUCCGAAUUCGCCGAGUGCAGGGUAGAGCUUGCCAAAAUCAUUGCCAUAGUGUACCUAAUUGAUGACAUCUUCGACACAUAUGGAUCGUUGGAAGAACUCACACUCUUCGCAGAAGCCGUUACUAGAUGGGACUCCGACACAGUAGAAAAACUACCCGAGAUCAUGAGAACAUGUUUUGUGGCUCUCUAUCAUACGACUAAUCAAAUCGGAUACCAAGUUUACAGAAAACAUGGAUGGAAUCCGAUGCACUCACUCAAACAAGCAUGGGCAAAAUUGUUCGAAGCAUUUCUAGUGGAAGCCAGAUGGCUAAGAACAAAAGAGUGCCCAAAAUCAGACGACUACUUGAAGACUGGAAUCGUGACCUCUGGAGUCCCGUUGCUGCUGGUCCACUUCUUCUUCAUGUUGGGCAAGGGCCUAACGGAACAGAACGCGGGACUCGUCGACGGCGACGAGCCGCCGUUGAUAUCAUCCGUCGCCAAAAUCCUGCGCCUGUCCGACGACCUUUCCUCCAUGUACGAGGAACAAGUUGGGUACGACGGAUCCUACGUGGAUUGCUACAUGAAGGAGCAUCCAGGUGUGUCGGUCCAUGAAGCCACGAAGCAUGUGGCGGACAUGAUUGAAGACACGUGGAAGCAACUUAAUCACGAAUAUCUGUCUCCGGCGGUACCUUUACCGACGGCUUUUGGGAAGGCCGUCGUUGAUUCUGCCAAAAUGGUCCCUUUGAUGUAUGGAAAUGGAGUCGUCGACGACGAUGAUGAUGAUCGGGAGUACUCUAAUAUUGAUCGCUCUCAGAGUCUCCAGAAGAAUGCUUAUUAGUCAACUUUGUACCUAGAUGUGUUGGGUUAGGAAGCAAAGAGUAUUCGAAUAAGAAAAUUCUGAAUAAAUUUGUAUAUUGCUUUCGAGCUUUCGAUGAACAUAUUGGUUGACGAGUAGCAAAGAGUAUUCCAACAAACCGGCUUUCGCGUUUCUAGAUAAAGUAAUGAUCUUGGAGCUGGAUUUUAUUUACCAGGCUGCAAUUUGAGGACCUAUUAUUGUUAUAUUAUUAUUAUUAUGAUUCUUGGGAUUGUUAUUCGAUCAUAUUAUCUACAUUGAGAUUUGAUGGCUGGGCUGGCUAGAUCGUUUGUCGGGGCAUGAAACCAUGAAACAAGCUAAGCAACUCAACCAUGCAUGAAUAUGUUAAACAAUCAAAUCUCAAAUGCUGAACCAAUAAAUAGAACAAUCAGAU
Molecule: messenger RNA, 2169 nt
Organism: Linum trigynum
Lineage: Eukaryota; Viridiplantae; Streptophyta; Magnoliopsida; Malpighiales; Linaceae
Source: the annotation of a GenBank genome assembly